Molecule: messenger RNA, 587 nt
Organism: Theobroma cacao (cacao)
Lineage: Eukaryota; Viridiplantae; Streptophyta; Magnoliopsida; Malvales; Malvaceae
Product: thionin-like protein 2
Source: RefSeq, a predicted model, not a curated record
AUUGCAAACAAAAAAAAAAAAGGAAGAAGAAAAAUGGAGAAAAGAGGGGUCUCAGCAGUCUUGAUGGUUUGUUUGGUGUUGGGGACUCUAGUAGGACAGUCCACAGCUCAAGGAACUAUAUUGUGCUAUGCGGCUUGCUUCAUUCCAUGCAUGGCUGAUUCCACCACUACAACGUUCUAUUGCGCUGCGAAAUGCCUGAAGGACUGUAUCCUUCCGAAAUCUACUGUGGGCGGUAUCAAAGACACCCAAUACUUCUGCAAGCUUGGUUGUGCUACCGCCCUGUGCACAAAUAUCAGUACCAAAGAAGAUCCUGGUGAAAAGAAGGUUGGAAGCUGUGUGGAUGCUUGCUCUGCGACAUGCGCAAAGAAGAACUGAUCAAAUACCAUAUAAGAGAUGGUAAAUGAAUAAAGCCCCUGUUGAAUAUUUGGGUUAAUCCAAAUGUAAAAUAUUGGGACUACUGUACUUUCAAUUUAAAAUAAUGACUUUACGUCACUAGCAACCGCUUCUCUCCUUUAAUUGGGAAGAAAUGGCUUUUAUCAUGUAAUCAUGUUUAUGUAUUAUAUAUAAGAAGUGUGCUUCCCAACUUU